Molecule: messenger RNA, 1491 nt
Organism: Ostrea edulis (European flat oyster)
Lineage: Eukaryota; Metazoa; Mollusca; Bivalvia; Ostreida; Ostreidae
Product: glyoxalase domain-containing protein 4-like
Exons: 10
Coding region: 98-982 (294 amino acids)
Source: RefSeq, a predicted model, not a curated record
UUAUUUGUGUUACCCGUGCUAAUGUAAACAAAACUUGACGUGUGUGGUGUUGGUUUUUUUUAAAGACUAGGUUAUAGACCAACUGACAUACAUUAAUAUGUCAUCCAGAAGAGCACUUCACUUUGUUUUCAAAGUUGGGAACCGUACAGAAACUGCCAAGUUCUACAGAGACGUGCUAGGAAUGCGAUUUUUAAGGCAUGAAGAGUUUGAGAAAGGAUGUGAUGCUGCAUGUAAUGGGCCAUACGAUGGUAAAUGGAGCAAAUCAAUGGUGGGAUAUGGCCCAGAGGAUAAACAUUUUGUGAUAGAACUUACCUACAACUAUGGCAUUGGAAGUUACCAAAUGGGCAAUGAUUUCAAAGGAAUAACAAUACAGUCCCCUAAUGUUCUUGGCAAUGCUAAACAAAAUGGCUACACUGUCACACAGGAAGGGAACCUGAAUGUGCUCACUUCACCAGAUGGAUACAAAUUUUUCAUUGAUGAUAAAGAGUCUAAUGGUGAUCCAGUGAAGAAGGUGACUUUAGCCUCCUCAAAUCUAAAGAAAUCUGUUGAUUACUGGUCAAAUUUGUGUGAGAUGAAAAUAUACUCUCAAGAUGACAAGUGUGCCGUUCUAGGAUACAGUGAUAAUCAGUGUAAGUUGGAGCUGGUUGAUAUAGGCAUCAAAUUGGAUCAUGCCAAGGCCUUUGGGCGAAUUGCCUUCUCCUGUCCAAGAGUUCAGUUAGCAGAGAUACAAGACAGGAUGAAAUCUGCUAAUCAAACCAUUCUGACUCCAUUAAUUAGUCUGGACACUCCAGGGAAAGCCACAGUAGAAGUGAUCAUCGUAGCUGACCCGGAUGGUCAUGAAAUAUGUUUUGUUGGAGAUGAGGCAUUUUGUGAGCUCUCUCAGGUGGACCCACAAGCAGAUAAACUGUUAGAUGAGGCCAUAGCAGCAGAUAAAAGUGAUGAAUGGUUUCAGAAGAAAGGCAUUUCAAAAGCAGCUGCAUGAACCAUAAUGAUAUAAAUACUUCAGGGUGCUAUUAUUCUUUAAGCAUUCCUUCUCAUUCAUCAGUGAUAAAUGGAGGGAUUAGGCAAUGCUAAGCGUAGUCUUCCCAUCACCAUGCUUGGAAUAAAUUUUUAUGCUCCUUGAUAUAUAUACUGCAUAUUCUUACAAAUAGCUAAGAAUAGCUCAGCCAUAGAAACCAGAGUAGAUUGAUGUACACAACAUAAGGCCACAGUUUUUAUGCUGUGUGGCUUUCUGAUUCUUUUGACUCUGUCUCUUUUAUUGAAGAUGUUAAGUAUUUUAAGGCAGUAAUGCCAGUUAUGCGAACCUCUGUUAUACAAUUGUAAGUAUUAUCAGAAUUUGAUAAUGACGGUCUUCAGUAUUCCAAAUAGAUGUAAAUGAGACUGACUUAUCUAAAGCUUUAGAUGAAUUCACAUGUAAAUCAAAAUAUUUUCUGAACUUGGAUUCAUUUUGUCAAACCAUAUACCAUUUCAAUAUUAAAUGAUUUAAUUCAU